CCAACACCAAAGUCUCUUCAAAUAGCGGCGACUCUUCAGGUACCGAAAACACUCGUGGGUUUUCCUCAAUUAUAGUGACCCGUCCGUCAGAUUUUUUUUUUAAAACGCAAUGACUUAAGAUCACGCAGUUGGAGAAGCUGUGGCUGUGAGGAAUGCCCUUAACAAAUCCUUGUCAUGGCCCCUGGGAUUGUCUGCUCACCUUUCUUCACCUGGUGCCUACUUUUCGCUACCCUCUGCUUUCCCAGUUCAGUGUCCCAGUCCCAGAAAGACACCACCAAUGGGCCUGAGUCACUGCCCACGGUCACUGGUGCUGCCUCCACCUCUGAAUAUUCAUACCCAGAUUACAGGGGCAAAGGUUGCGUGGAUGAGAAUGGUUUUGUGUAUGAAGUCGGAGAGGAGUUCACACCAGGUCCAGCCGCCUGCCCAUGUGUUUGCACUGAAGACGGUCCAUUGUGUGUCAAACCUGAGUGUCCUAGUCUGCAUCCUCGUUGUAUCCGAGUGGACACCAGCCGGUGCUGCCCUGAGUGCAAGGAAAUGAAGAAUUACUGUGAAUUUCGGGAAAAGAAGUAUAAACAAUUGGAGGAAUUUAUGGUUUCUGCCUGCGAAAAGUGCCGCUGUGAGCCCAAUGGAGAAGUGCACUGUUCCCUAGCGGAAUGCGCUCAGGUUGAAUGUGUGGAUCCAGUAUAUGAACCUGAUCAGUGCUGCCCUAUCUGCAAAGAUGAAUUCCAUUUAUCAGAUGAAAGGACUAUCAAUCUAGAAUGUACAGCAGGACCCAAUUGUUUUGCAGGAGUUACUGUUAUCCCAGCUGGCCGAGAGGUGAAGAUUGAUGAAUGCACAACUUGCCAUUGCUCCUACGAAGAUGGCACUUGGAGAGUUGACCACCAGGCAACUUGCAUCAAGAAUGACUGCAAGGAAAUCUAGACAAAAGAUUGUUUGGAAAAAGAAAAAAAAAUAAAUUUUUUGCUAUAUUGAAUAUAAAAUGAGACUGAAGAAAGCUGUUUUUGUACAUGCUGUAUUGCAUACCAUACUUAUAUUUAAUUAAUCAUAUUAUUUGUACUAAUUCUGAGCAAUAAAAAGUGACUAGUAUAUUUCAAGCAU
Carcharodon carcharias (great white shark) is the source of this 1098-nucleotide messenger RNA. RefSeq names its product von Willebrand factor C domain containing 2 (gene vwc2). Gene Ontology annotation, cellular component: AMPA glutamate receptor complex. The record is from RefSeq and is a predicted model, not a curated record. Gene Ontology annotation, biological process: negative regulation of BMP signaling pathway. Lineage: Eukaryota; Metazoa; Chordata; Chondrichthyes; Lamniformes; Lamnidae. Gene Ontology annotation, molecular function: protein binding. The coding region runs from base 175 to 921 and encodes 248 amino acids. The transcript has 5 exons.